GGAAGAUCUGUGUGAGCUUCAUUCCGCAUUUUGCUGCAGGCCGGCGCUGCCUCUCGUCUCUCUAGAACAAGCUCGCCCACCAUGGCGCGCGCUCAGUCGCAACUGACGUGGCUGCUGCUAGCGGCGCUGUUGCUAUCGGCGACGUGCAAGGCGCUGAUGCCCAUCACGAACGCGCUGCAUCGCGCCCGCCAGAACCUCACGGACUUCCAGCGGCAAUGGAUUGAUCCGGACACUGAUCCCAAAUUCUACAACAUAUCGGUGCCCAAGGGCGCCUUCAACUUCGGCGGUAACUCGAGUUACAACAUUGAGUACAAGCUCAUCUUCUCGGACGAGUUCAACAGUUCCAAACGCACGUUCGAGGCUGGCUUCGACUCAAAAUGGACAGCAGUCAACAUCCGCGACACCACCAACAUGGGGCAGCACUACUUCCUGCCUCAAGCAGUGCAGAUCGACAAGGGCAACCUCAUCAUCACCACCUCCAAGCCUAAGCAACGCUACCGUGGCACCAAGUAUGUCAGCGGUAGCGUGCAGACGUGGAACAAGUUCUGCUACACCGGCGGAUUCGUCGAGGUCAGGGCCAUCCUACCUGGCAAGUGGGGCAUCCCCGGCACGUGGCCUGCAAUCUGGAUCAUGGGUAACAUUGGCCGUGCGCCGUUCCUUGGCUCACAAGAUGGUACGUGGCCUUGGAGCUUCGAUGUCUGCGCCCCUUACGUGGAGAAGGUCGAGAAAGUCAAACAGAAGAUCAACGCCUGUGGCAAUCUGACCAACAAACACGACAAGGAGUCAUAUCCGGAGAUGUACGGCUUGAAUCCCUUCCAGGGCCGUGGUGCCACGGAAAUUGAUGUGAUUGAAGCGCAGAUUCGUGCUCGUGAUCAGCCGGCGUAUAUUUCCACGUCAUUGCAGAUUCGUCCCAGUCUGUACGACGAUAUGCGUCCGGCUUCAGAGACGCUUCCUGGUCCUGGACAAUGGUACCAGGGCCUCAAGUUUGGCGAAUUCACGCGUAUUAACAGCGACUACUACGGUGAGAUGGGUCUCGACUCCAUUUCGGCUCUGACGCAGCUUGAAUCCAACGCGUUUAAGGCGUACCACUUAUAUCGCCUGGACUGGUCGCCCGGUCCCGAAGGUUACAUUCGUUGGUGGCUGGACAACAACUUUCUGUUCGAAAUCCCUGGUUCCUCGCUGAACAAGUGGGUAGGCGAUGUCCCUCCUCGUCAGAUCCCUGUGGAGCCCAGUUACCUCAUUCUGAGUACAGCCGUCUCGGAGAAGUUCUCCCCGCCGUGCGACGGUCAAAUUUGCGACUCGUUGUGGCCCUCAAACUUCACGAUCGACUACGUGCGUGUCUACCAAGGCAACGCGAACCGGUACACGUCAGUGGGAUGCAGUCCGGAAGCGUAUCCGACGACUGAUUGGAUUUAUGCCCACCCAGUGGAGUACGGCCUCCCGUGGUACGUUUCGCUACGCGUGGAUAUUGGUCUCCUGCAAGUUUUUGCAGUGAUUAAUGCGUUGCUGGGUCUCUUCAUGGCGUUCCGGGGAACAUCUCAUCCAAAGAUAAUGUCGGCUUACGCAAGCUCGCUGUGGCUGACUGCUUCGUUUUACGGAGCUCUUAGUUCUAGUGCUCCAGAGGACAUUGCUUGGAUCCAAACCGCGCUUGCAUGCCUGUGCGGAGUGGUCCUUGGCGGCCUCUGCUGUUUGGUGUACCCGGUUUCUCUUGGAGCGAUGCUUGGACUGUACGGCGGUGUGAUGAUUAGCCAAUUCGUGCCUCUGCUGUCUACGAGAGUGAUUACAGCGGUGCUGGUUAGUGUGGGUAUCGCUCUGGGAUCAGCUCCGCAGAUUGACACUAAGCACGUCGUGAUUAUCUCGACCUCGUGGCUUGGUAGUUUGGCGUUUUUGCUGUCGAUCUCGCUGUGGGUGAGUGAAGGUGACAUUGCCGAGAAUGCGUGGAAUCUCGCUGGUUUCAUCUUCAAUGGUGAUAACGACGACCACGUGGGCUUCUGCACGGAACAUUGCCUGACGAUGUAUGUUCUGCUAGUCGUGCUGAGUGCAGUCAGCACUACGUAUGGAUACCUCCGUAUGCGUGGUAUGUCGCUGCGCAAGAACACGCGUAAGGCCAAAUUCCCAGCAGUAUCUGCAAGUUCUGACGCACGGGCUUGGAGACCUGAUGAUGAUGAGGGAAUGGAGAAGAGCACAAUCAACUUCUUUUCACCGUCGAAGCUGCCGCAGAACAUGCAGCAGUUUAGCACCAUUUUUCGCAUUGCUGUGAACGUACAGCGCUCGUUUGGCUUCCAACUUGACAACUUCCGCAACCAGACGGAGCAUAUUGUGGUGCUUCUCACCAACAACACGCGUAAGAGUGGCAAUCCAUACCGCAAGCUGCACGAUUUGGUGUUUUCCAACUACAACAACUGGUGCUCGAAGCUUAGGAUCCAACCACUAAACUGGAGUGAGGAGCGGGCGCCUCAGGGUGGUCUCACGGGUUUGGACGAGAUGUCGGUGGACCUGUGUCUGUUUUUCUUCAUCUGGGGUGAGGCCAGCAACCUGCGUCAUUCACCUGAAUUCCUGUGCUUCCUGUUCCACAAGAUGAAAGAGGAAUUCCCGUCCGUUCGUCACUCAGAGCGCGAAGCUGGAUACUUUUUGGACACGGUGGUAACACCUGUCUACGGGUUGCUGAAGGCUGAAAUGACCUCGAAGCACGACCAUGAAGAUCGCCACAACUACGAUGACUUCAACGAGUUCUUUUGGACGAAGUCGUGCUUGAAGUACGACUACAAGCACGAAGAGGUCAUUGAUAUGACGUCUCCCAACCCGGCUAUGAUCUACAAACAGAAGCAGCAACAACGUCAGGGUCAGGGGCUAGCUGGUCUGGCUGGUCUUGGUGGGCGAGGUGGGCUCAACGGUGGCUCGAAUAGCUCGACGUUUUACAACAAGCGUAAAAGUAUUGCUGAGGGGUUCACCGAGUCGGCGAAGACUUUCGUAGAGAAGCGGACGUGGCUGCUGCCUCUUCGCGCUUUCAACCGCAUCUUCAACUUCCACGUGAUCGCGUUCCACUUCCUGGCAGCGCUUGCGUUCGCGAAUGAGCAAGAGAUGAAUUUCCUGGACUCCUGCAAGAUUAUUUCGAGCACCCUGAUCACUCCUUUCUUGCUGGACAUUCUCCGCGAUGGACUCGAUAUCUUCGCUGUAUACGACGAGCACCAGAAGUUGUUCUCGACGGCGCGUAACAUUUUGCGUGUGUUCCUGCACCUGGGGCUUGCGGUGGUGACUUCAAUACUGUACUGGUAUGCGUGGGCUUACGGUGGUGCGUGGUGGCAGACGUACUACGUGACCGCAGUGCUUUUCCACGUGCCAGGUCUGAUUAACUGCGUCAUGCAGGUAAUGCCUGGUCUUACCAACUGGACCCGACGCACGACGUUUGCUCCUGUCGCAUUUAUCCGUGACAUUAUGAGUCCGAUGAACCGCCUGUAUGUUGGUGACAACGUGCUGGACCCGGAAUCGAUGAGUGUGGGCUAUCAGUGCUUCUGGAUGUCGCAGCUGGCUUGGAAGUUAUACUUCAGCUACAAGUUUGAAAUCUACCCGCUUGUGGUCCCGAGCUUUUUGCUGUAUGCUGACCACGUGGAGAACAAGGUGAGCAUGAUUACGACGGUGUUCCUUAUCUUCCUGAACUGGAUGCCGUUCUUCUUGGUGUUCUGCGUUGAUAUUACGAUUUGGAAUUCGAUCUGGAUGGCGUUCACGGGUACUUUUGUCGGCUUUUCAUCACACAUUGGCGAGAUUCGCAAUUUCACUCGUGUUCGCUCUGCGUUUAGCCGUGCUGUGGAUGCUUUUAACGCUAAGGUGAUCGCACGAAGCUCCAAGACGGGACUCCAACUUUCGGACAGCAAUGGUAUGUCGUACGGCUCGACAGCCUUGGGACGUGAAGUGCUCGAUCGUGUUGCGGGUGGUGCGGAUCCGACGGCCCGAAUCCUGUCCCAGCGUCGUACUUCGGCUCAUGAUGACGAGACUCCGUUGCUGUCUUUCUCACGUCGUAAGCAGACGCCUAUGGAGCGCCAAGCUGCACGUCGUCGCAAGUGGUUCUCAUUUUCGGUGGCUUGGGACACAAUCAUCGAUAGUAUGCGCGCGGACGAUUUGAUCUCGAACAAAGAGAAAUCUCUGCUUCAAUUUCACCGGCUGGACGGCUACCAGCGUGAGAUUUACCUGCCGCAGUUCCAGCUUGCUGGUUGCUUUGAGAACUUCACGUCGAAUAUUCUUGACAUUUAUUCAUCUAAUGACGGCAAUGUCUCAGAGCGUGUUCUGCAAGACAAGCUGCUGGAAAUCCUCAGUGAUAACCCAAUGGUGGAGGAGUCUCUCGAAGAGAUCUGGGAGCUUGCGAACUGGGUGCUGGUCAAUGUGCUUGGUCCCUGCCACGCGAAUGAUGUGAAGUACAUUACAAGUGUGCUCAACUCCUGGGCGGCACGUGGUGUAUUCCGUGCGCUUAACUUGCAAAAGGUGGCUCCGUGUGGCCGCGCUUUGGCGGGAUUGAUCUCCCUUUUGAAGACCAACGUCCGUGGCUGGAAGAACAACGCCAAGGUUAUCCCUGUGCGCAAGGAUCCUUCCGAUUACGCAUCGUAUGAAUUCCCGCAACAGUCUAGCUCCUACCGACCAUCGUCGGGAAUGACGAAGUCUGCAAGUACGACGGGAUUGUCGUCGCUUGGUCUCGAACCUCCUCGCCGUAGUCGUGGUUCUGGAGUCGCUCGUAUUGCACGUAUGCAGCAGCAGACGCACAAGCCGGCCACCAACAAUGGCAAGGCCACGCACUCCAUCUCGAGCUCUCACAUCAUGCAGAUUCGUGAGCGUGUGCGUACGUUCUUGAACCUCGGAAAGGAGAUUCUGGCACAUGUCCACGAACAAGACCCCGUGUUCGCUGAAAGCAAGGGCAUUUCGGACCGGUUGACGUGGAUCCUGACACAGGAGCGUGGUUUCAUGUGGGACGACAACUACACUGGAGAGCAGAUCACGCUUACAGCGUUUGAAAGCCACACCGACGUGGUGCUAUCCCACCUACACGGACUUUUGACCUUGCAGAAGAUUGAUGCGGAGCCACAGUCGUACGAUGCACGCCGCCGCUUGCUGUUCUUUGUGAACUCGCUCUUCAUGGACAUGCCACUGGCGCCGCUGCUUGAGGAAAUGAAGUCGUGGAGCGUCAUGACUCCGUUCUAUGCCGAAGAUGUUUUGUACUCCAGAAAAGAUCUGGAAAGCAAGCAAGAUGGUCUGGACGUGCACACGCUGUUGUUCUUGCAGACGCUGUACAAGCGAGACUGGGAGAAUUUCUUGGAGCGAGUGAAGCCAAAGAAGAACAUUUGGAAGAACCCGGAGACUGCAAUCGAGCUGCGCAUGUGGGCGUCUCUGCGUGGCCAAACACUGUCGCGUACGGUGCAAGGAAUGAUGUACGGUGAAGCUGCGAUUCGUCUGCUUGCUGAGAUCGAACAAGUUCCGCAGCAGAAGCUUGAGGAGCUGAUCAACACCAAGUUCACGUACGUUGUCGCCUGUCAGAUUUAUGGACGUCAGAAAAAGAACAACGACCCGAAGGCGAGCGAUAUCGAGUUUUUGCUGCACCGGUUCCCUAACCUUCGCGUAGCUUACAUCGACGAGGUCCGUGUGAACUACCAGAAGGAGCAGUCGUACUUCUCGGUGCUGAUCAAGGGCGGUGAGGAACUUGGCUCGGUUCAUGAGAUCUACCGUGUGCGUCUGCCUGGCAAUCCCAUCUUAGGUGAGGGCAAGCCUGAGAACCAGAACGCAGCUAUCGUGUUUACGCGCGGUGAGACCCUUCAGACCAUCGAUAUGAACCAAGACGGAUAUCUUGAGGAGAAUUUGAAAAUGCGAAACCUACUGGAAGAGUUUGACAAGGGUACAGCGGACCGGCCGUAUACGAUUGUGGGUAUUCCGGAGCACAUUUUCACGGGUAGUGUGAGUUCGCUGGCAAAUUAUAUGGCGUUGCAGGAGACAUCGUUUGUGACACUGAGUCAGCGAACGUUGGCGCGUCCACUGCGUAGCCGUCUGCACUACGGUCACCCCGAUGUGUUCAACAAGCUCUUCUUCAUUACACGUGGUGGUAUCAGCAAGGCCAGCAAGGGCAUCAAUCUCAGUGAAGAUAUCUUCGCUGGCUACAACAAUUGCAUGCGGGGCGGAUCUGUGACCUUCCCGGAGUACACGAAGUGCGGCAAGGGACGUGAUGUUGGUAUGCAGCAGAUCUACAAGUUUGAGGCUAAGUUGGCGCAGGGUGCUGCGGAGCAGUCACUGUCGCGUGAUGUGUAUCGCAUUAGCCAACGUCUCGACUUCUUCAAGCUGCUAUCAUUCUACUACAAUCACGUGGGCUUCUACCUGUCGAUGUCGAUCAUCAUCUGGACAGUGUACAUCCUGCUGUAUUGCAACCUGCUUCGAUCGUUGCUUUCGGUGGAGGGUGUUGGCGGUAGGGAGCCAGUGUUGUUGAGCAAGUUGCAGUUGAUGCUCGGAUCUGUCGCGUUCUUCACUACUGCGCCGCUGCUGGCGACGAUUUCGGUUGAGCGUGGCUUUAAGGCCGCGCUGAACGAGAUCAUCGUCCUCUUCGUGACCGGUGGUCCGCUGUACUUCCUGUUCCACAUUGGCACGAAAUGGUUCUACUUUGGACAGACGAUUCUUGCUGGUGGUGCCAAGUACCGUGCGACGGGCCGUGGUUUCGUGACGAAGCACUCGUCAUUCGACGAGCUCUACCGCUUCUACGCAAGCAGUCACUUAUAUGCUGCAGUGGAGAUCGCGAUUGGUCUUACGCUUUACUACAAGUUCACUGUCGGCUAUCAGUACUUCUCGAUGACAUGGUCACUGUGGCUUGUGUUCGUGUCUUGGUAUUGGUCGCCGUUCUGGUUCAACCCGCUGGCGUUCGAGUGGUCUGACGUGAUGGAGGAUUUCCGGUUGUGGUUCAAGUGGAUGCGUGGUGAUGGUGGUAACCCAGAUCAAUCGUGGGAGGCUUGGUUCAAGGAGGAGAAUGCGUACUUCUCGACUCUUCGCCCGUGGUCUAAGGCAUGCAUCACGACUAAGGGCGCGUUGUUCGCGUUGAUCGCUGUUUCUAUCUCUUCAACGAGCGACGAAUAUCACUCGAUCUUGACGGAAACCACAUGGCUCCCGCUGGUUAUCUGCUUAUCUAUGGCCGCGGUGUAUCUAAGUGCAGAGGCUGUCUUCUUUUCCUCGUCGCGUUCAGGUGAGAGUGGAGUUGUCCGCUUUCUGAAGCUCAUUUUGGUGAUCGUCCUGGGUGCUGGUCUUAUUUUCGCCUUCAUCUACGUGGACGGUAUGUGGCAGAUGCUGCUGAGCAUGGGAUAUCUCGCUGCGGCUGUCGGUUGCUGGGCGCUUGUGCUUCUUGGCAGCAAUUCGCGCCUUGUUGGUACCCUUUACUUUGUGCACGAUGCCGUACUGGGUCUGGUGUCGCUUAGUCUCAUCCUGCUGCUCUCGGCACUUUACGUUCCCGGCAAAAUCCAGACGUGGCUUCUGUACAAUAAUGCUCUAAGUCGUGGUGUGGUGAUCGAGGACAUUCUACGAGCGAACUCGAGCAAUGACGAACGCGACGAUGAUCUGUCGGUGCAGCAGAUGCGCUCGAUCAUCAUCGAGCAGCAGCGGUUUAUCAACGCUCUGACUGCUAGCGGCAGCGAGACUGACAUUCGCGCUGCUGGAAAGAAGGAUGAUCUCAUGCACGCUAUGAGUGAUAACACGCUCAACGCAGUACUGAGGAAUAUGUCAGAAUCGGAGCUGAGCGCGCUGCAAGACUCGUCCAUUCGCCUUCAGGCCAUCAUGUCGGAGGAGGAGCGCAAGGUCGCCCAACGCAAACAACAACAGGAAGAGCAGAGACUCGCCGAGGCUGGCAUGAACUCGUCCCUAUCGCGCACGCGUCGAGCCUUCUCCACGAGCGAUUUCUCCGCUAUUCCACUGAAUGCUAGCCCCUACAAUCUCCCCAACCAGGAUGGCACAGCUGCACCCAGCACUCGCACCACUAACGGUUCUGCUGCUCACGGACCUCAAGCUGGAGUAUAGGAGUAGAUACGCAAACUUUGUUAGAUGAAUACGUUGGUAGAGCGAGGAGCCCAUUGCGGCCAAUUUGCAUUUUGAUAAUGAACUACCUUCUGUUCAAACGUUUGGCAACACACAAUUCAAUUCCGG
Molecule: messenger RNA, 8151 nt
Organism: Phytophthora nicotianae INRA-310
Lineage: Eukaryota; Oomycota; Peronosporomycetes; Peronosporales; Peronosporaceae
Exons: 1
Coding region: 82-8025 (2647 amino acids)
Biological process (GO): (1->3)-beta-D-glucan biosynthetic process
Cellular component (GO): 1,3-beta-D-glucan synthase complex; plasma membrane
Molecular function (GO): hydrolase activity, hydrolyzing O-glycosyl compounds; 1,3-beta-D-glucan synthase activity
Source: RefSeq, a predicted model, not a curated record